ACAAUUCAACACUUCAGUGCGUCAAAACCCAAACCCAGCCUCAAAAUUCCACCACCGCCGCCCACCCAUUAACCAAAAUACUAUUACUCUAUGGCUCCAAAUAAUUCCCUACCAUUAACUCUAUUGGUGUCAUUUUUCUUGGUUGGCACCACUUUCGCUGCUACCAAUUUCUACCAGCAAGUUGAUAUCACAUGGGGAAAUGGUCGCGGUAUGAUCCUUAACAAUGGUCAGCUUCUCACCCUCUCCAUGGACAAAACUACGGGCUCAGGCUUCCAAUCCAAGAAUCAAUAUCUCUACGGUAAAUUCGAUAUGCAGCUCAAACUUGUUCCUGGAAACUCUGCUGGCACUGUCACAACCUUCUACUUGAAGUCCGCGGGGUCUACAUGGGAUGAGAUAGAUAUCGAAUUCUUGGGGAAUUUGAGUGGUGAUCCUUAUAUACUCCAUUCAAACAUUUACACACAAGGCAAGGGGGACAGAGAGCAACAGUUCUAUCUAUGGUUCGACCCAACCGCUGAUUUUCACACUUAUUCAGUCCUCUGGAAUCCAGGAAACAUUAUCUUCUAUGUCGACGGCAGGCCAAUCAGGGAAUUCAAGAACUUGGAGGGCUUUGGAAUUCCAUACCCAAAGAGCCAGCCAAUGAGGGUAUACGGUAGCUUAUGGGACGCGGAGGACUGGGCGACCAGAGGUGGCCUGGUGAAGACAGACUGGAGCCAAGCCCCCUUCACAGCUUCAUUCAGGGCAUUUAGUGACAGUAACGCUUGUCUCUAUUCCAAUGGAGCCUCAUCUUGCAGCUCCAAUUCAUCAUCAAAUGCUUGGUACUCACAACAGCUAGAUUCUUCCAACCAAAAGGUCCUGAAAUGGGUCCAACAGAACUACAUGGUCUAUGAUUACUGCAAAGACACUAAGCGUUUCCCUCAGGGCCUCCCCCCUGAAUGUACCGUUAGAAGCACGUAAAUCGAAAUCCAGGGCAUGAUCCACACAAAUAAAACAUGCGUGACUCUAUGCACAAUAAAUUUUUUUUUGGCCGGGUGUUUGUAUAUAUGCUCUUGUAUUAAUUACAAAUAAUAUUUUCAAGAUGUAAUAAAAUUUGCAUUGUGGG
Molecule: messenger RNA, 1099 nt
Organism: Rubroshorea leprosula
Lineage: Eukaryota; Viridiplantae; Streptophyta; Magnoliopsida; Malvales; Dipterocarpaceae
Source: the annotation of a GenBank genome assembly